AUGGCUGGUGCUAUGGAGAAUGCUCGCAAAGAGCUGAAGAGAUUGUCCCUUGACGACGAGGCCGGCGAGUCCCAAUACGGUGCUAUCUACAGUGUCUCUGGUCCCGUUAUUGUUGCUGAGAACAUGAUCGGGUGUGCCAUGUAUGAGCUGGUGAAAGUCGGCCACGACAACCUGGUCGGUGAGGUCAUUAGAAUCGACGGCGACAAGGCCACUAUCCAAGUCUAUGAAGAGACCGCGGGUGUCACCGUGGGUGACCCUGUGCUAAGAACCGGUAAGCCAUUGUCUGUUGAAUUGGGUCCCGGUCUGAUGGAAACGAUCUACGACGGUAUCCAAAGACCAUUGAAGGCCAUUAAGGAGUCCUCCCAAUCCAUCUAUAUUCCAAGGGGUAUCGACACACCCGCUUUGAGCAGAGACAUCAAAUGGCAAUUCACCCCAGGAACUUUCAAGACCGGUGACCACAUCUCAGGAGGUGACAUCUUCGGUACCGUGUUUGAAAACAGUCUAGUGGAGAGCCAUAAGAUCCUGUUGCCACCAAGAGCUAGAGGUACUAUCACCUGGAUUGCCCCAGCUGGCGAGUACACUGUCGAUGAAAAGAUCCUAGAAGUUGAGUUCGACGGUAACAAAUACGACUACACAAUGUUCCACACCUGGCCAGUCCGUGUGCCAAGACCGGUGGCAGAGAAACUAUCAGCAGAUUACCCAUUGCUAACAGGUCAAAGAGUCCUGGACUCGUUGUUCCCUUGUGUCCAAGGUGGUACCACAUGUAUCCCAGGUGCGUUCGGUUGUGGUAAGACAGUUAUUUCACAAUCCCUAUCUAAAUAUUCUAACUCCGAUACAAUUAUCUACGUCGGUUGUUUCGCUAAAGGUACUCAAGUGCUCAUGGCUGAUGGUUCCAACCAAUCCAUUGAAAAUAUAAAGAUCGGUGACAAGGUAAUGGGCCAAGACGGUAAGCCUAGAAACGUUACAGCACUUCCAAGGGGUUAUGAUGAUAUGUACAACGUUGAAUUGGAUGGUGAAACUGACCUGUCUUACACAUGUAACUCUAACCACACGUUGGUGUUGAAGACUGAACAAAACGUCCUAUUGGCCGGCAACACUGUCUCUUACUUCGCAUUGGGUGCACUAAUAGACGAAACCAACGGCCGUGCUGUGGAGAUCGUACAAGAAGUUCAAGAAACUUUCGAAAGUAACAUUAGCGCAUCAGAUUUUGCCGCCAACAUUAACAGAGAACCAAUUAGCUGGACUUUGGAAAUCAGAGACAUUGAUUACUUAUCUGAACGUGUGCGCAUGUUCACCAAGCAAUCUGUCAACCCUGUUCUGUUAGAGACUCCAACAUUGGCCAAACAGCUGGAAUCUAACGAAUCUACUGCUACCAACUUGGCUUACCUUUUGGGUACCUGGAUUGCUUCAAAGGCUACCACAGCAGGCACAAUUUCAGUACCUACAACUAAAGCAGAUCUAUUAUCAAAGGUGAAAUCUGCUUUGUCAAGUUUAAGCAUUGACUACUCCUCCGAAAGCAUCAACUCCGUCUCCACAUAUAGAAGAACACAAUCAAUUCCAUUAAUGGAAAAUGGUAAACAUGUUGGCAAUGCUAACAUAACUGCUGAACAAGAAAUUGAAGAAACUAUGGAAGUGCUUUCCCUAAAUGUCACAAAUCACUCAUCUAAACUCUUCCACGAUCUAGCAUUAUCUAUGAUCAACCAAGAUGGUUCCAGAAGUAUCCCAUCCGCCUUCACACAUGAACAAUUAUGUGUUCGUGAAAGUUUCGUUGCUGGUAUUCUAGAUAUGCAAGGUUGCAAUAUUGAAAACGGUGUCGAAAUUGACUCUUCUAUUAAUGGCUUGGCUAAACUAUCCCGUUCAUUAGGUUUACGUUGUAACAAAUCAUCCAAUUUGUUGAAAUUGUCUGGUAAUAUGUCCAACAUUUCAGCCCAAUCCACCAACAACUGGACUUCCACUGAAGAUAACUCAAGCGCAUACAAGGCCCAAUUAAUGGACUUCUCUGUACAAAAGCUACCAAAGGACAACUACUACGGUGUCACCCUGGAUGAUGACUCUGAUCAUCAAUUCCUAUUGUCUAACUUAGUUCUGGUCCACAACUGUGGUGAACGUGGUAACGAAAUGGCUGAAGUUUUGAUGGAAUUCCCAGAAUUAUACACAGAAAUGAGCGGUAGAAAGGAACCAAUUAUGAAGCGUACAACAUUGGUUGCUAACACAUCUAAUAUGCCUGUCGCUGCCAGAGAAGCUUCUAUCUACACAGGUAUUACACUAGCAGAAUAUUUCAGAGAUCAAGGUAAGAAUGUUUCCAUGAUUGCUGAUUCAUCCUCCAGAUGGGCUGAGGCUCUAAGAGAAAUUUCCGGUCGUUUAGGUGAAAUGCCUGCAGAUCAAGGUUUCCCUGCUUAUUUGGGUGCCAAGUUGGCCUCUUUCUACGAAAGAGCUGGUAAGUCUGUCACUUUAGGUUCUCCAAACCGUGUAGGUUCUGUUUCUAUUGUUGCCGCUGUUUCCCCAGCUGGUGGUGAUUUCUCUGACCCAGUUACAACUGCCACUUUAGGUAUCACCCAAGUUUUCUGGGGUCUUGAUAAGAAAUUGGCCCAAAGAAAGCAUUUCCCAUCGAUCAACACAUCAGUAUCAUAUUCUAAGUACACCAAUGUCUUGAACAAGUUCUACGAUUCCAACUACCCAGAAUUCCCAACCCUGAGGGACCGUAUGAAGGAAAUUCUGUCAAAUGCUGAAGAACUAGAACAAGUCGUGCAAUUGGUCGGUAAGUCUGCUUUGUCAGAUAGUGACAAGAUCACAUUAGAUGUUGCUGCUUUGAUCAAGGAGGAUUUCUUACAACAAAACGGUUACUCUACAUACGAUGCCUUCUGCCCAAUUUGGAAGACCUUUGACAUGAUGAGGUCUUUCAUUGCUUACCAUGACGAGGCCCAAAAGGCUGUUUCCAAUGGUGCUAACUGGACCAAGCUUUCAGAAGCCGUCAGUGAUGUGAAGCACUCUGUGUCAUCAUCCAAGUUCUUUGAACCAAGCAGAGGUGAGCAGGAAGUCCACGAAGAGUUUGAAAAACUUUUGAGCAAUAUGCAAGAAAGAUUUGCUGAGUCUACAGAUUGA
This is a messenger RNA of Nakaseomyces glabratus, 3102 nucleotides long. It is a transcript of the gene VMA1, whose product is annotated as H(+)-transporting V1 sector ATPase subunit A. Gene Ontology annotation, biological process: ATP metabolic process; intein-mediated protein splicing; proton transmembrane transport. The record is from RefSeq and is a predicted model, not a curated record. Gene Ontology annotation, molecular function: proton-transporting ATPase activity, rotational mechanism; endonuclease activity; DNA binding. Gene Ontology annotation, cellular component: fungal-type vacuole membrane. Lineage: Eukaryota; Fungi; Ascomycota; Saccharomycetes; Saccharomycetales; Saccharomycetaceae.